Molecule: messenger RNA, 648 nt
Organism: Triticum turgidum subsp. durum (durum wheat)
Lineage: Eukaryota; Viridiplantae; Streptophyta; Magnoliopsida; Poales; Poaceae
Source: the annotation of a GenBank genome assembly
AUGCGGGCUCCGGCGAACCUCCUGCACCGCAGCACGGCCGUCACAGCCGGCCCCAGCGAGCCGUCUCCGUCUCCUUCCUCGCUGCCGCCGCCUCAUCCGGAGCAGCAGCAGACGGCGCAGGUCAUGGCGAUGGACUCGGACAUGGUGGUGAUACUGGCGUCGCUGCUGUGUGCGCUAGUCUGUGUCCUCGGCCUCGGCCUCGUCUCCCGGUGCGUGUGUGGGCGACGACGCUCUAACUCUACUUCAUCCUCCGUGCCUCUUCCCCCGAAAGGCCUCAAGAAGAAGGCCAUCGACGCGCUCCCCACCGUCUCCUUCACCGUGGCCGGUGCCUCACCGCAGUCAUCGUCAUCAGCGGCGGCAUGCUCGUCGUCAUUGGAGUGCGCGAUAUGCCUUGCAGAGUUUACGGACGGAGAGAGCGUGCGCGUGCUCCCGCGCUGCGGCCACAACUUCCACAUGACCUGCGUCGACGCCUGGCUUCGGACGUGCGCCACCUGCCCCUCUUGCCGCGCCCCCAUCGUUGUCACACCGGCUCAGCCGCCGGUGGGGCCAACGGUGGUCGUGGUGGUGGCAACGGCGAACAACAGGUGCAGGAGGUGCGGCGAGCUGGAAGCGCCGGCUGGUGGUGCGGAUAGCACGUUCUUGCCUUAG